This is a messenger RNA of Osmerus eperlanus (European smelt), 2070 nucleotides long. RefSeq names its product semaphorin-7A. NCBI's taxonomy places the organism in Eukaryota, Metazoa, Chordata, Actinopteri, Osmeriformes, Osmeridae. Bases 39 to 1901 code for a protein of 620 amino acids. The transcript is spliced from 14 exons. Gene Ontology annotation, molecular function: semaphorin receptor binding; chemorepellent activity; integrin binding. The record is from RefSeq and is a predicted model, not a curated record. Gene Ontology annotation, cellular component: plasma membrane; external side of plasma membrane. Gene Ontology annotation, biological process: positive regulation of cell migration; negative chemotaxis; positive regulation of ERK1 and ERK2 cascade.
UGACACAGAGGAUCAGCAAGCUCGGUGUAGGAAGAACUAUGUCUCGCUAUCUCAGUUCGUUUGUCUUUUCAAUGGCGUUUUUUGUGUCUCUCUCGUUAAAAAAUAUACACGUGACUCAAACACCAAGAAUAACUCUAACGGCCAAAGAAUUUAUAUAUAAAAGGUUGCUAUUGCCUGAGCAAAGACAAGUCGAACUGCUGAAGGGCCAAGAAGAAGAUAAAGUAUAUGUCGGAGGGAGACAGCUUCUCAAGGCUGACUUUCACGCGCGCCAGAUUAAAGAGAUUCCUGUGUUUGAAAAAGUUUGUGAUAUUCAACUCUCAUCUGGUUGUCAAUACAACAUCACAGUGUUACAUAGUAAUGAAGACACAGGCCAACUUCUGAUAUGCGGGACAAAUGGACAGGAUGGCAUGUGUUGUCACAAGAACCCAGCGAUACACUCUUCUGAGUGCAGCCCAUCUGAACACAUGAAGCCAAACUAUCAGGAACGGGAGCCAUCUCUCCUCAUGGUUACUCCUGAUGCUGAGGAGCUCUACACCACUCGGUCUGGUACUGAGGGCUCAGUAGGCAUCUACAGGUUUGGAAAGACCAAAACCACCCCCAAGGACAGUCCUACAGAGCUGAGGUACUUGAGUCUGGUGAUGAGUGGCCCAAGAGAAGAGCGUCUGCAAGACAAACUGUAUGCCUUUUACAUGGAAAAAAAUCCUGAUCUGAACCCUGGCUCUGAACUGUGGAUUCCCAGGGUGGCCCAGAUCUGCAUGGCCGAUGUGGGUGGACCCAAGGGGAUCUUCCAGUACUCCUGGACAUCCCAGCUGAGAGCCCGGCUAUUGUGUGGUGACCAGACCAGCAAGCAGUAUUUCAGCCAGCUGGUAGAUACAGCCACUCUGAAAGCAGAGCGCUGGCAGGACACCAGGGUCUACGGACUCUUCAGGAACACCUGGGGGAUGAGCGCCGUGUGUGUCUACACCAUGGAAGAUAUUGACAGUGUAUUUAAGGCCUCCAACUUCAAGGGAUACACAGGGACCAUCCCAAGCCCACGACCUGGAAUAUGCAGCCCGGACAGCACUAAACCCCUCUCCCACGACUUUGUGACGCUGGUGAACAAAGACACUGAAAUGGAGGAUUGGGUUAUGCCAACUGGCAACACCGGACCGCUCCUAGUUCACCACCACAAUUACACACACAUCCUGGGGGAUCGAGUCCAAACCGAACACACGGUCCUGUUCUUAUCCACAGAGAAGGGAGUCAUUCAUAAAGUUCUCGAAAAGGAUGACAAGGCUUUUGUCAUUGCUGAGUAUCAACCCUUUAGCAGCAGAACACACAUUCUUAACAUGAUGAUCCACUCCUCCUCGGGCAAGCUUUAUGUGAGUUCCAGCAGUGAGCUGGUCCAGGUGAACCUGGUCAGCUGCGGCCAGUAUGGACCCCAGUGUGAGGACUGUGUCCUGGCCAGGGACCCUUACUGUGGCUGGAAUGGCACACACUGCGCCCCCGCUACACGAAUGACUAAUGUGACCCAUGGGGAUGCUACUAUUUGCAAGACCCCUCAAAAAGAACCUGUAUACAAAGUUCAGACAAGUUCCCCAGCAACAGAUGUCCGCCCUGUAAAGAUGGACUCAAAGCACUUCCUCAUCUGUCCAAUCUCGUCCAAUCACGCACAAUACAGCUGGUAUCGCAAUGAUGAGCCCCUUCCCUUCCUUAGCACCGAGCGUGAGUGUCUGCUGCUGAUUGAGAGCAUGAGUUUCGCGAACGCCGGCACCUACAGGUGUGAGUCUGAGGAGGGGGGCUACCGCAGGACCCUGGCACAGUACACCUUACAGGUGGAGGAUGGCACACCUGGGCUGGCAUCAUGCCCUCUUGGGUGGAUCAUAUUUAUAGUUACAGUGGUGCAGAUGCUGAUGUGUUAGUUUAUACCCUCUGGCUUAUAGGCACUUAGAAAAUGUGAAUUCUUCUUUGAAUAGGCACUUAUGGGCCUCAUCCAGCAUUUGACACAAUUUGCACUUUCGUAUUUCUAGGCUAUGCAAUACAGCCAUGCUACCUCAGGACUUUCUGCUCUUCAUGACUCACCAGAUGCUU